AUGCCCGAAUCGACAGAUAGUUUAAGUUCGGAGGAGACGCCAGAUGCCUCUGUGGCUGAAAGACAAACGCUCGAGAUCUACAAGAAUGCUCUGAACUUCAACGUGAUUGCCAAGUACGAUCCUUUGGUGAAGAACCUGAUUUUUCAGUCGUCGCAUUGUGUGGUGUAUAGGUUCGAAAACGACGACUGGGUCAAGCUGGACUACCAGGGUCCAAUAGUGCUUUAUUCAAGAAGGUAUAAGAAUGAAAUAGACGAUGAGCAGAAAGCCAAAGAGCAGGAGCCACUCACAUACGAUACGGAGACCAUACUUAGAGACGAUACCUACUACGAGUAUGGAAUCAUCGUGUAUAACAGAAACAAGCCCCAAAACUUCUCGAUUGGUAUUAUACCAACGAAACGGUUGAGAGCGAAGGAAGAUGCCAUGAUAUUCGAGAAGAAUGACGAGCUGAUCAUAGUGAAGGAUCUUGCAGGUGAUGCAUUUGGACUGUGGAUUUUCGACGAAAAGGAUCGGGAUUAUAUUUGUCAGGUGUUGAAUUAUUGCAUUGACAACUAA
Messenger RNA from Kuraishia capsulata CBS 1993, 552 nucleotides. RefSeq lists its product as uncharacterized. The transcript has a single exon. Gene Ontology annotation, molecular function: enzyme activator activity; mRNA binding. Bases 1 to 552 code for a protein of 183 amino acids. Gene Ontology annotation, cellular component: P-body. NCBI's taxonomy places the organism in Eukaryota, Fungi, Ascomycota, Pichiomycetes, Pichiales, Pichiaceae. The record is from RefSeq and is a predicted model, not a curated record. Gene Ontology annotation, biological process: deadenylation-dependent decapping of nuclear-transcribed mRNA; deadenylation-independent decapping of nuclear-transcribed mRNA; positive regulation of catalytic activity.